AAACUUUUGGAGUUCUAUUCAAGCUGAAAUGGAUUCUAUGGAAGCACUGACCCCAUUGCAAGAAAUUGCACUACUUUUUAAUGCUGCAGCGGUUGAGGAGAUUAUCACGGCGCGGAAGCAGUUCCUCCAUGCAAGAAAUACGCCUAAGCAAAAAUUCUACUUGCAACCAACCGUGAUGGCCGUAGGACCAGACGACUGCCCCACAUUCAUGGUAGUGUUUGACAAUAUAAAAUAUCGCUUCCGGAAUGUUGUUGAGGCAAUCGGUGCCGUCAUCGCAAUUACGUUUGUACUAAACCUCAACUACAAUGCCGACGCUGUUCCAGCAUGGAGUUUUGUGCAAGAACAUCUGUUCGAAAUUGCCUCGAAGAAGAAAUGUCCUGUUGUUGAAGAAGCUGCUCGCAUUCUCAUGCCGUGGAAGGAUGUUUAAUUUUUUUUCUUUUCUAAUGAAUCAUUUAUAUUUUAUGGUCUGAAGAUCUCUUCUUUUUACUUUUCACUCUCUUUUAUUUUACACAAUAAUUAGAUAAUAAGAAAUGCAAUGUACAUAUUUCUGAAUUAUAACCACGCCGAUGUGAAUUCGCAGACGAAGGCAUAUUUGUUUGUUUUGACAUCCCUAAUAAACUGAUCUUACGUUCAAAACCUUGAUAUCAUGUGAGGCAAGACUCCUCUUGUUUGCCGCGGACAUUCCGGAGGAUCAUCCAUUUCCGGUGAACACGUCCAGGAAAUCUUCCACGUGCCGAACAUCGUUUUGUCCCCGAGGCCAUCGAGAACAGAACAUGCGCGCGCUCCUCUUGUUUGCCGCGGACAGUCCGGAGGAUCGUCCAUUUCCGGUGAACUCGUCCAGGAAAUCUUCCACGUGCCGAACAUCGUUUUGUCCCCGAGGCCAUCGAGAACAGAACAUGCGCGCGCUCCUCUUGUUUGCCGCGGACAGUCCGGAGGAUCGUCCAUUUCCGGUGAACUCGUCCAGGAAAUCUUCCACGUGCCGAACAUCGUUUUGUCCCCGAGGCCAUCAAGAACAGAACAUACGCGCGCUCCUCUUGUUUGCCGCGGACAGUCCGGAGGAUCGUCCAUUUCCGGUGAACUCGUCCAGGAAAUCUUCCACGUGCCGAACAUCGUUUUGUCCCCGAGGCCAUCGAGAACAGAACAUGCGAUCGCUCCUCUUGUUUGCCGCGGACAGUCCGGAGGAUCGUCCAUUUCCGGUGAACUCGUCCAGGAAAUCUUCCACGUGCCGAACAUCGUUUUGUCCCCGAGGCCAUCAACAACAGAACAUGCGCGCGCUCCUCUUUUUUGCCGCGGACAGUCCGGAGGAUCGUCCAUUUCCGGUGAACUCGUCCAGGAAAUCUUACGCAUGCCGAGCUUCGUUUUAUCCCAGAACCGGUCAAAAAGGGCUCGUCGGGUUCGUUGCUGUAGAAGGAGCCGGAGGAUCGUCCAUUUCCGGUCCUGACCCGCAGAAAAUCGUCCAAGCGUGGAACAUCGUUUUGUCCCCGAGGCCAUCAAGAACAGAACAUACGCGCGCUCCUCUUGUUUGCCGCGGACAGUCCGGAGGAUCGUCCAUUUCCGGUGAACUCGUCCAGGAAAUCUUACGCAUGCCGAGCUUCGUUUUAUCCCAGAACCGGUCAAGAAGGGCUCGUCGGGUUCGUUGCUGUAGAAGGAGCCGGAGGAUCGUCCAUUUCCGGUCCUGUCCCGCAGAAAAUCGUCCAAGCGUGGAACAUCGUUUUGUCCCCGAGGCCAUCAAGAACAGAACAUGCGCGCGCUCCUCUUGUUUGCCACGGACAUUCCGGAGGAUCGUCCAUUUCCGGUGAACUCGUCCAGGAAAUCUUCCACGUGCCGAACAUCGUUUUGUCCCCGAGGCCAUCGAGAACAGAACAUGCGCGCGCUCCUCUUGUUUGCCGCGGACAGUCCGGAGGAUCGUCCAUUUCCGGUGAACUCGUCCAGGAAAUCUUCCACGUGCCGAACAUCGUUUUGUCCCCGAGGCCAUCAACAACAGAACAUGCGCGCGCUCCUCUUUUUUGCCGCGGACAGUCCGGAGGACAGUCCGGAGGAUCGUCCGUUUCCGGUGAACUCGUCCAGGAAAUCUUACGCAUGCCGAGCUUCGUUUUAUCCCAGAACCGGUCAAAAAGGGCUCGUCGGGUUCGUUGCUGUAGAAGGAGCCGGAGGAUCGUCCAUUUCCGGUCCUGUCCCGCAGAAAAUCGUCCAAGCGUGGAACAUCGUUUUGUCCCCGAGGCCAUCAAGAACAGAACAUGCGCGCGCUCCUCUUGUUUGCCACGGACAUUCCGGAGGAUCGUCCAUUUCCGGUGAACUCGUCCAGGAAAUCUUCCACGUGCCGAACAUCGUUUUGUCCCCGAGGCCAUCGAGAACAGAACAUGCGCGCGCUCCUCUUGUUUGCCGCGGACAGUCCGGAGGAUCGUCCAUUUCCGGUGAACUCGUCCAGGAAAUCUUCCACGUGCCGAACAUCGUUUUGUCCCCGAGGCCAUCGAGAACAGAACAUGCGCGCGCUCCUCUUGUUUGCCGCGGACAGUCCGGAGGAUCGUCCAUUUCCGGUGAACUCGUCCAGGAAAUCUUACGCAUGCCGAGCUUCGUUUUAUCCCAGAACCGGUCAAGAAGGGCUCGUCGGGUUCGUUGCUGUAGAAGGAGCCGGAGGAUCGUCCAUUUCCGGUCCUGACCCGCAGAAAAUCGUCCAAGCGUGGAACAUCGUUUUGUCCCCGAGGCCAUCAAGAACAGAACAUACGCGCGCUCCUCUUGUUUGCCGCGGACAGUCCGGAGGAUCGUCCAUUUCCGGUGAACUCGUCCAGGAAAUCUUCCACGUGCCGAACAUCGUUUUGUCCCCGAGGCCAUCGAGAACAGAACAUGCGCGCGCUCCUCUUGUUUGCCGCGGACAGUCCGGAGGAUCGUCCAUUUCCGGUGAACUCGUCCAGGAAAUCUUACGCAUGCCGAGCUUCGUUUUAUCCCAGAACCGGUCAAGAAGGGCUCGUCGGGUUCGUUGCUGUAGAAGGAGCCGGAGGAUCGUCCAUUUCCGGUCCUGACCCGCAGAAAAUCGUCCAAGCGUGGAACAUCGUUUUGUCCCCGAGGCCAUCAAGAACAGAACAUACGCGCGCUCCUCUUGUUUGCCGCGGACAGUCCGGAGGAUCGUCCAUUUCCGGUGAACUCGUCCAGGAAAUCUUCCACGUGCCGAACAUCGUUUUGUCCCCGAGGCCAUCGAGAACAGAACAUGCGCGCGCUCCUCUUGUUUGCCGCGGACAGUCCGGAGGAUCGUCCAUUUCCGGUGAACUCGUCCAGGAAAUCUUCCACGUGCCGAACAUCGUUUUGUCCCCGAGGCCAUCGAGAACAGAACAUGCGCGCGCUCCUCUUGUUUGCCGCGGACAGUCCGGAGGAUCGUCCAUUUCCGGUGAACUCGUCCAGGAAAUCUUCCACGUGCCGAACAUCGUUUUGUCCCCGAGGCCAUCGAGAACAGAACAUGCGCGCGCUCCUCUUGUUUGCCGCGGACAGUCCGGAGGAUCGUCCAUUUCCGGUGAACUCGUCCAGGAAAUCUUACGCAUGCCGAGCUUCGUUUUAUCCCAGAACCGGUCAAGAAGGGCUCGUCGGGUUCGUUGCUGUAGAAGGAGCCGGAGGAUCGUCCAUUUCCGGUCCUGACCCGCAGAAAAUCGUCCAAGCGUGGAACAUCGUUUUGUCCCCGAGGCCAUCAAGAACAGAACAUACGCGCGCUCCUCUUGUUUGCCGCGGACAGUCCGGAGGAUCGUCCAUUUCCGGUGAACUCGUCCAGGAAAUCUUCCACGUGCCGAACAUCGUUUUGUCCCCGAGGCCAUCGAGAACAGAACAUGCGCGCGCUCCUCUUGUUUGCCGCGGACAGUCCGGAGGAUCGUCCAUUUCCGGUGAACUCGUCCAGGAAAUCUUACGCAUGCCGAGCUUCGUUUUAUCCCAGAACCGGUCAAGAAGGGCUCGUCGGGUUCGUUGCUGUAGAAGGAGCCGGAGGAUCGUCCAUUUCCGGUCCUGACCCGCAGAAAAUCGUCCAAGCGUGGAACAUCGUUUUGUCCCCGAGGCCAUCAAGAACAGAACAUACGCGCGCUCCUCUUGUUUGCCGCGGACAGUCCGGAGGAUCGUCCAUUUCCGGUGAACUCGUCCAGGAAAUCUUCCACGUGCCGAACAUCGUUUUGUCCCCGAGGCCAUCAAGAACAGAACAUACGCGCGCUCCUCUUGUUUGCCGCGGACAGUCCGGAGGAUCGUCCAUUUCCGGUGAACUCGUCCAGGAAAUCUUCCACGUGCCGAACAUCGUUUUGUCCCCGAGGCCAUCGAGAACAGAACAUGCGCGCGCUCCUCUUGUUUGCCGCGGACAGUCCGGAGGAUCGUCCAUUUCCGGUGAACUCGUCCAGGAAAUCUUACGCAUGCCGAGCUUCGUUUUAUCCCAGAACCGGUCAAGAAGGGCUCGUCGGGUUCGUUGCUGUAGAAGGAGCCGGAGGAUCGUCCAUUUCCGGUCCUGACCCGCAGAAAAUCGUCCAAGCGUGGAACAUCGUUUUGUCCCCGAGGCCAUCAAGAACAGAAC
Culex quinquefasciatus (southern house mosquito) is the source of this 4534-nucleotide messenger RNA. RefSeq lists its product as uncharacterized. NCBI's taxonomy places the organism in Eukaryota, Metazoa, Arthropoda, Insecta, Diptera, Culicidae. Bases 1742 to 2659 code for a protein of 305 amino acids. The record is from RefSeq and is a predicted model, not a curated record. The transcript is spliced from 10 exons.